Micropterus dolomieu (smallmouth bass) is the source of this 3290-nucleotide messenger RNA. Its product is annotated as threonine synthase-like 1. Gene Ontology annotation, cellular component: cytoplasm. NCBI's taxonomy places the organism in Eukaryota, Metazoa, Chordata, Actinopteri, Centrarchiformes, Centrarchidae. Gene Ontology annotation, molecular function: pyridoxal phosphate binding. The record is from RefSeq and is a predicted model, not a curated record. The coding region runs from base 282 to 2459 and encodes 725 amino acids. Gene Ontology annotation, biological process: amino acid metabolic process. The transcript has 4 exons.
AGCAGAAACUCGUACCAGCAGGCAGGUUCCGCGGUGCGGAAAGUUGGGCGUGUUGAAGUGAUUCGCUUUUAUAUCGUUAAAUUUCUACGCCCAUGCCUAGAUUGCAUAGAAAAUAAUCCACGUUACAAUGUAUGUUUUCUUUUUGCAACGGAGAGCUGGGUAAGCCUUCGACUUCUCAUGGAGGAGUCAUAAAUUUUGACGCUCCCGGCUGACCGUAGUUGUUUUCGAAACCUGCAGAGUGAUCUUCCCGUCAAGAGAGGCUGCUGUCAUUUGACACCUCUAUGGGCUUACUGAAUGUAGGUCAGCUUGCACUAAGAGCUGUCAGAUGCUACCUGAGUCCCCUUUCAACACCAAAAUCAUGGCUUUCCACCAAAGCUUCCCUGCCGGGGGGCAAGAACAUCCUGCUCAUGGGUCCUCCUGGAGCAGGGAAGACCACAGUGGGGAGGAUAGUGGCCCACAGACUGGGGCUGCCCGUGAUUGAUGUUGAUGAUGAUGUCUUGGAGGCGACAUGGAAGAUGCCUGUUGCUGCCAAGCUGGCAGCAGUCGGCGGGGAGCGUUUCCUGGAGGAAGAAGGCCAGGCUUUGUGUAACUUCUCCGCCUCUGGGUGUGUUGUUUCCCUGACAGGCUCCAACCCUCUUCACGCUGCAGCGAUGCAGCACGUCAAAGAGUCCGGACUGGUCAUCUACCUGGACGUGAACAGUGAAGACAUCAUUCAGAGGCUCGCCAGGAUGAAGGUGAGCAGGAUAGUGGGCCAGGAAGCAGGGGUACCCAUGAGGGACAUUCUGCGUUACAGGAAACAGUUUUACGAGAAAUGGCUUGACGUGAGGGUGCUGUGUGGAACAGGGGACACGGUGGAGGAGGUGGCGGAGAAGGUGCUGAAGGCUGUGGAGAGAUAUCAGAACCACGCUGCAGAAACCUACGUGUCAACCAGGAAUGACAGUGUGGAGUCGUCCAAUCAGAAAACAUACUUUAGUGAUGUGGUGGUUGAAGGUCUGGCCACAGAUGGAGGCCUCUAUGUUCCCAAAAAUGGCUUCCCAAACAUUGAUGCUCAUGAAUGGUUGAGACUAGCUGACAUGUCAUACCCGGAACGAGCGUUAGUUUUACUUGAAAAGUGCAUACACCCGUUGGACAUCCCUGCUGUGGAUCUGAGAACGAUGAUUUUCAACGCAUAUGGGUCUAACUUUUCUAGUGAGGCAGUAGCACCUGUAAAACAUCUCAUCCUCAAUCAGUAUGUCCAGGAGCUUUUUCACGGCCCCACCGCCUCAUUUAAAGACCUCGCCUUGCAGCUGAUGCCCCAGCUUUUCGCCUACUGCCUUCCACCCAUGUGCAACUACCUCGUCCUGGUAGCCACAUCUGGAGACACUGGAAGUGCCGUGCUGAGUGGCUUCAGCAGGCUCAGUGGCGCCGAAAGACACAGGACCGGGGUGCUGGUGUUUUUCCCCGAGGAAGGCGUGAGUGAGAUUCAGAAGCUUCAGAUGACGAGCUGCAGGGAGGGCAACGCCAGAGCCGUCAGCGUCCUGUCAGACUUUGACUUCUGUCAGAGAACAAUAAAGAGGAUGUUUGGAGAAUCUGGGCUGACGGGGCACCUCGCUGUAGAGUACGGCACAGUCCUCAGCACCGCCAACUCCAUCAACUGGGCACGGCUGUUACCACAGGUGGUGUACCAUUCCUCAUCCUAUCUGGAUCUAUGCAGAGACGGUGUUAUCAAGUUUGGGGACCCUAUUGAUGUUUGCAUCCCUACCGGUAACUUCGGUAAUGCCAUGGCAGCUGUGUACACCAAGCAAAUGGGGGUCCCGAUAAGAAAAGUCAUCUGUGCGUCCAACCACAACCGCAUCAUCACAGACUUUAUCACCACAGGCGAGUACGAUCUCCGUGGACGGCCUCUGAAGCUCUCCCACUCCCCGGCUAUAGAUAUCCUGAAAUCCUCGAACCUGGAGAGGUUUAUCUAUCACGUUUCAGAUGGCAACGGCCGUCUUGUCGAAGAACUGUUCACUCGCUUAGACAGACAGCAGCACUUUCAGGUUCCCGAGCAUCUUCUUGGCAGGGUACAGCAGGAAGUGCAGGCUGGCUGGUGCUCUGAAGACGACUGCUUGGCCGGCAUCCAGAGGGUUCACGCACAGACGGGCUACGUCAUGGACACGCACACCGCCGUGGCUAAAGUUGUGGCUGAUAGGCUGCAGGACGGUUCGUGCCCCGUGGUGCUUUGCUCCACUGCUCACUACGGGAAAUUUGCUCCCGCUAUCUUCAGAGCCUUACAAAUCCAAAGUAUUCCAGAGCAUCCUGCUGAGCACCUGAAGAAGCUCGGAUCAACUGCAUGUGGACCAGAAAUACACAGAGACAUGAUGAAAUGCCUGACAGAAAGUGACAGGACGGGACACACCGUCUGUCAGGCAGAUUACAGCGUGCUUGUAGAAGAAGUGGAGGGCAUGAUACAGGACUCCUUCUUGAAAGUUAUGUAAGAUUUUAGCUUUUGUUGGUGUCCACCUUAAAUUAAUGUCAGCUUAAAAUUCAAUUAAUUAUUUGCCAAAAAGUAUAUUCCUCAUGUGUCCUGUUUGUAUCACGUACUCUUCAUUCUUCCAGUGUAUUGUAAGCACAUUUAACAAAUAAGGAAAAAAGGUGCAAGACGUUCAAACAAAAAUGAACAAUGAAAGAAAAAGUGGAUUUAAAAAGGCCAAAAUCCUGCCUGAGCCUGCGGGAUUGAGGGAAAAAAAUUAACAACACAUUGACUCUGAUUAUACUGUAACAGAGCUCUAAACUGUUUUCUAAUUCGAUUUAAAGCCUAUUAAUUACGCAACAUUUCUUUACAUCAUCAUCUAGAGCCCAGGCCCACUAGAUGGGGAUGUCUGCCUCUUGGCCACUGCCUUGCGGACACACUGGUACACUGUACAGGGAAUUAUUUACUGCCCAAGGGAGAAGGUUAAAUAGACUAAUGCGUGUGAUCAGUAUCUUUAAUCAGGGAGAGAAUCAGCUUCCUUAAGUUAAUUGUGUGACGACCGUGCCCAGGCACUAGGUGUCCUGUGUCUUUUUGUCUGCCUUGUCUUGCAGGAUGUGGUUCUGGGAGGUCGUCAUCAGCUGCAUGAGCUACACCUGGGCCCUGAGUGGUUGGGAGCUAUAAAGCUCACCACCUUUUUGUCACUCUCUCUCUGUCAUUGCGCGUGCAGCUGUUGUUUGCUUUUGUGAUGUUACUGACAUUUCACACACAUACAUACUAACAUGAAUGAUACUGAUUUCCAGGUUAUUAUCUUUGUUCAGUAUCAUUUCAUAAAAUAAAUUUACUUUCUUCAUAUAAA